AAACAACAAACAACAACAAAAAGAAAACCGAAUGUCCCUAUCAUCUUCCUUACCAUAUCCAGAAUCUCCACUCUCAAGCAACCUCCGCCCUUACUCUAUUUCCCUCUCUUGUUUUCUUUUCAGCCAAACAAACACUUUUGCUUGUUAAUUUCUUGCUCCAUUACUUUCACACCCUCCUUAACUUCUUCGUUUUUCCUUUGUUAUUAUUAUAUUUAUAUGUUCUUUUCUUCUCUUUGUCUCCUAAGUCCCUUCCUUCACUUUUAAAUAAACAAUAGAGAGAGAGGGAUGACUGGGUUGUUUCGAUCCAAAUCUUGCGGACUCGUCGGACUCACUGAGUUCAACGAUGCUCCUCCGAGUCCAUUCUUCCACCAAACCAAAACCAACAACGAAGAAGCCAAUGAAGAAGAAGAGGAGGAAGAAGAGGAGGAAGAGUUUGAAGAAGACGAAGAAGAAGAAAAUGAUUCUGAUGGAAACCCCAUUGCUACGACGCCGUUCAUAAGCCCGACGUCGAGAUUUCGUGGUAGUGAGGGGCGAAACAGUAAUUCGACAUCGAAAGACAAUAACCAGCUCCCGUUUCUAGAUAUUUUGGCGGCGUUGUUAAGGAAGUCGCUGGUCACGUGCAGCGUGGACACUAACGACGUGUCUUCCAUGGAUAUUAGCUGGCCAACUGAAGUCAGGCACGUCUCUCACGUGACAUUCGACCGCUUUAAUGGCUUCCUCGGCUUGCCUACUGAGCUCGAGCCUGAUGUUCCCCGAAGGGUUCCAAGUGCCAGUGCAAGUGUUUUUGGAGUUUCUGCCAAGUCAAUGCAGUGCUCUUAUGAUGACAGAGGAAACAGUGUGCCAACAAUUCUUCUUAUGAUGCAGAAACAUUUGUAUGCAGAAGGAGGCCUUAAGGCGGAAGGAAUAUUCCGGAUUAAUGCUGAGAAUAGCCAUGAAGAGUAUGUCCGAGACAAGUUAAACAAAGGUGUAGUACCACAUGGAAUUGAUGUCCAUUGCUUGGCAGGUUUGAUAAAGGCAUGGCUAAGAGAACUUCCUAGUGGAGUACUUGAUUCCCUCACACCAGAGCAGGUGGUGCACUGCAACACAGAAGAUGACUGCACUGAACUUGUGAAGUUACUUCCUCCAACAGAAGCUGCUCUACUUGACUGGGCUAUCAAUUUGAUGGCAGAUGUUGUGCAGCAUGAACAAUUCAACAAAAUGAAUGCACGCAACAUUGCUAUGGUGUUUGCACCAAACAUGACUCAGAUGGCUGAUCCUUUGACAGCAUUGAUUCAUGCUGUGCAAGUAAUGAACUUCCUCAAAACACUGAUCUUAAAGACACUUUGUGAAAGGGAGGAGUCAGCUGCUAAGGACAGGUUGCUGCCAUCAUGCUCAGAUUCUCCUACUGACAUAACUGACACCCAGAAUGCAACCGCAAACGGUGGGGUAUUCCGUGAGCAAGCUCUGGAUGCAUGUGCAUCCAAGGAACCUGCCACUGCUAAGUUCUUGAGGGCUGCCACACUGAGCAGACUGGAAUGUGGCCCUGAAGAGGAAUUAUGGAGCUUUAGGAAGAGUGAUGGAGAAGAGGAAUUCAAGUCACUUUCAGAUAACAGCACGCCAAAUGCAUGUGAAAUGGGGACUGUAGAAAAUGAAUGUAGAGGUGGAUAUGAUAACGGAGACCGGCUAAGUUUAAGAAAAGGUGUAAGGCGGCUAUGCAGGCACCCCGUAUUUCAGUUGAGUAAGUCGACUAAGAAGACACGAAAUCUGGGGAUUGUAAAUACUAGGGGAGGAGGUGGAGAAGCUUGGGCGUGAUACAUCCUUGACUCAUCCUGAAAUGUCUAUAUGUUACUUGUGGACCAUUGAGGUGAUUGCUGGUUGUGUAUGCGUUAUAAUGGUAUAGUUUUUAGUGUUUGAGAGAGAUUUAUAGUUUCUAGGAUAUGUUUGGAGGCACUAACUGAAGCUAUAGAUUAAAUGAUUUCCGAGAGGAACGCCUCUCCCAGUGUAUUUGUACUAGCUUUAUGAUGCGCAAUAAUAGUGUUGAGAAUUUUACAGA
Molecule: messenger RNA, 2032 nt
Organism: Theobroma cacao (cacao)
Lineage: Eukaryota; Viridiplantae; Streptophyta; Magnoliopsida; Malvales; Malvaceae
Gene: ROPGAP3
Product: Rho GTPase activating protein with PAK-box/P21-Rho-binding domain-containing protein
Biological process (GO): signal transduction
Molecular function (GO): GTPase activator activity
Source: RefSeq, a predicted model, not a curated record